Aspergillus heteromorphus CBS 117.55 is the source of this 3579-nucleotide messenger RNA. Its product is annotated as formin-mediated actin nucleation enhancer. Lineage: Eukaryota; Fungi; Ascomycota; Eurotiomycetes; Eurotiales; Aspergillaceae. Gene Ontology annotation, biological process: establishment of cell polarity. The coding region runs from base 1 to 3579 and encodes 1192 amino acids. Gene Ontology annotation, molecular function: cytoskeletal regulatory protein binding. The record is from RefSeq and is a predicted model, not a curated record. The transcript is spliced from 5 exons. Gene Ontology annotation, cellular component: cell tip; cytoplasm.
AUGAGCGCGUGUGCCCUCGCAUGCGAGGGUGUGACUGGUACUAGUCCAGGAGAUUAUGUCCGCCCGAGAAGAGAAUCGAAUCGGAUGUGCAAUGCGAGCAUGAUCGUGGAACCGCACAGCGAGAAUCCGGGAGGCUGGCGGGGAACAUGUGACCGCGUCUGCUGGAACUCUUUUCCGUUCUACUGCCUCCUCCUCCUCUCCUCCUCCUCCCUCCCUCCCUCAUCAUCAUCCACCACCACCACUACUAUCUACCAGAAGGGGCUGGUCUCUUGGCUACCUUACCCUGCCCGCUCUAUCACCCUUCUUCUCCGCCGCCAUCUUUCGCUGUUUCCCUGCUUUAGUUUCCCUGGUUUCCUGUUCCCUCCCCCGUCAUCCUCAGCCUCCUCUUUAAGGAAAAUCCGUCCCCGUGCUCUGCCUCUCCCAUCCAUGCAGUCCUCCGGCCUUUCCCGUUCUUUGCGAAGUCCAUCAGCCCAGCAUUUCCCGUCCGGCUCGGGGAGCAGCGGUGAUUCCUCCGCCAUGGCUUCCGCACCACGCAGUUCAUCCAGCUCCACGAGGUCGCAGUCCUCGAAAAGCACGGUGCCCGAGAGACAGAUUAACCAGAUCGAAAAGAGCGUCACCCAUCUUUUGGUCGCCACGAAGCAACUACUCGAGACUCUCACGCAAUGGUCUCGUCGACAAGCAUCGGAGAAUGAGGUGUCAGAUGUCUACGUUCGGCUGGGGUAUGAGUUCAACCUGGCCUGUCGCGCCUUCAAUGCUAUCGGAGUCGACACCUCAGAUCUUGGCCCCGUACCGGAUCUCCUCCGGACGAUUCUCGAAGACACCCUCAGUCAAGAUGCAUCUCCACAGAGCCUCGAUCGCUACCUUCCACGGAUCCGGGACAUCAUCAUCAAUCUGCUUCAUGGGCUAAAGAAGAAACAGGCUCGCUUGCGAUCCCGACAACAGAAGGAGGAAAGCAGGCCAUUGCCCGGUCGCCAUACAAGUGCGAGCAGCGCAACCUCAGGACAGGCGGCGUUGAACCAGGCGUAUGAGGAAACAGCUUCCACGGUAUCAUCGUCACCAAAGCGAUCGACUCGUCGGUAUGGCAGCAGUGGCUCCAUGGAGGAUCCGGGUGUGGCGCGAGCAUCUUCGGUGCCAUCGACUGAUGCGCGGGGUUCGAGCUUCUCCGAACGAGAAGCGUCGAGGCGCGAGGCACAAAGUAUUUUGUCCCAGACCCCUCAGCUAGACACGACCAAAGACACCGGGUCUUCGACCAACGCCGCGGCUUAUCCCACACCGCCCCCUCCGCCUCCCCCGAAACAGGAUGAUGCUUUAGGUGCCUUGCAGAGGAGUGGAGAGCUGGAGCGCCGUGCGUCUCGAAGGUUUUCCGCGUAUCAAAUACAAAAGCACCUUGGUACUUCGACCAACGGCGUUCCAGUCCUCCCGACCCAGAAUUCUCCGAUACCUAAUCGCGGCCGCGAUGUCCGCGAAUCAUUGAAUGCUGUGCGUUUGCGUGGAUCCACCCAUGGGCGGCAGCGGUCGACAAAUCGAUUGCAGGAAGUGAAGACCACCCAAGCACAGGCGCCUGUAAAUGUCCCCAGUAUUGAGGAGGAGCGUUCGAAGCCUCGCGUUGAGUCGCCGGCAGAGCUCCCUGCAGAAGAUCCUACCGCAAACGAAGACAAGCCCACCGAGCGUCCUGAGGGCGACACGGCAGACAACUCGGUCAUUGGACAACGUCCGGAGUUACCCCGUCCUUCUGAAGAGCCGUCGCUUGCGGAGGCAUUUGAACCGACCAAGGAUACCACAGCAUCUGCAGCUAUCCCUCCUGGAACCCCCAAGUCAGAGCGCCAACAGCCUACGGCCACCACUUCUACGCCCCCGCAGUCAUCUCAGUAUUCUCCUGAGCAGCAGUCCCCGGGCAAGGAGCUCACGUUGUUUUUACAGUACAGGAGCAAGAUCAAGAAGUAUGUCCUUCCAGAAGGAUACGCUGGUCUCACUAUCGGAAGACUUCAGCUCGCUUUUAUCGAGAAGUUCGCCUGGAACACACACAACGACGGAGUCGACCUGCCCGAAAUCUACGUGCAAGACCCAGUGUCAGGGGUGCGGCAUGAGCUGGAAGACUUGAACGAUGUUAAGGAUCGGUCUGUCUUGGUUCUGAACGUCGACAUACUCGAUGAGGUCAAGAAGCAUUUUGACGACGAAUUCGGUGGAGUCCGCCGCCUGAUCGAGGGAGUGAAGGGCGCCCUGGAGGGCCAGGAGAGUAUGAUGCAACGCGUGUCAGAUCGUCAACUUGAGGCAGCGAAAGAAAUGGCUCGUCUUGCUGCAGCGCCUCCUGCGCCCGCUACGGGGGCUUCAAAGACUGGCGAAAGCCGGAAGGAUCCGAUCAGGGGGAGCGACAGUCAGAUUGCAGAGCUGCAGAGUUUACGACGCGAUUUAGCUGUACUCCGACAGACAUACUCCAAUUUCUCGACUGACAUUGCAGGCUCGAUGAGCGCGAUCCGCAAUAAGGCAGGUACCCUCAAGUCUGCCGCAGCGGAGGUCUCUGUUCCAUCUUUUGAAGGCGAUGCAGGCCGCGCGCGCGUUAACUCCGGGAAGAAGGAGCUUGCGGAGGAGUCCGAGCGCCUUGUGGCGCGCGUUGAUGAUUUGCAGGAUCUGGUCGAGGAUCUCCGUAAGGACGUUGUCACCCGUGGUGUUCGACCCAUCCCCAGGCAGCUGGAGUCCGUCAGCAAAGAUAUCAGUGCCGUUACCAAGGAGAUCAAGAAGAUGCAAGAGUUUCUCAAGCGGGAGAAGCCCGUGUGGACGAAGAUCUGGGAGAAGGAGCUUCAACUGGUUUGCGAGGAGCGUGAUCAGCUUACCAUGCAAGAAGACCUCGCGGCCGAUCUCCAGGAUGAUCUAGAGAAGGCAGCGCAAACAUUCGCCCUUGUCGAGCAAGCCACGAAGCAGCAGACGAUGCAGAACGGCACUGGAGGUCCCGUGUUACGUCACACGUCUCGGAACGUGGUGAUUGACCCGGCAGUUGACCUUUCGAAAGCUAAAGACAGCGUCUUGGGCGAGGUGCGUGCUCUGCAGCCCAAUCACGAGUCCCGCCUGGAAGCGAUCGAGCGGGCGGAGAAGGCGCGUCAGAAGGAAUUGGAGACUCGCCGGGUCGGACUCUUCCAGAAAGAGCUCGGGGCGUUCGUUGAGGAGGGCAAGUUGAAGAAGAGUGGCGGUGUGGAAGAGGCCGAAAGACUUCGUCGGACCAAGGAUGACCGCAUUCGCAGGGAAGUUUGGGAGAGGCAACAGGCUCGAGCGGCUGAGAUGGAGAAGGCGGAAGCGGAGGCUGCAGCUGCAGCUGCGCAAGAAGCGCAGGCUGAACCCCCGACGGAUGAAGAGCCCGACGAUGCCGAGGCCAAGCCGGACGCCAACGAGGAGGUAGACGCCGAGAGCGGCGAGGAAGCCGCUAGGGAAGAGGAGGACACAUCUAAAGGAAAGGCCCCGGCCUUGGAGGAUGAGGAAGAAGAGGGAGAGGAAGAGACGAAAGAAACGUUUUUGGAUGCCGAGGAGAACGAGGAGACUGACCGGGAGAGCACGGCGGACGAACAUAACCCGAGGACGGAACAAUAG